This is a messenger RNA of Physcomitrium patens, 2353 nucleotides long. RefSeq lists its product as uncharacterized. The record is from RefSeq and is a predicted model, not a curated record. Lineage: Eukaryota; Viridiplantae; Streptophyta; Bryopsida; Funariales; Funariaceae.
AGGCUAGGGAACUGGACGCUACGGGUUGCGGGGAUUUAUGUUGUGUCUUCAUUAUUCGCGUGUUACGCCUGUAUUUGGUGGAAUCUAAACCAAAUGCAGGGGGAGGUGAAGUCCUGUCAGCUCGUUGGUGUAGCAGCUGAUUGUGGACUUGAAUCGGCAAGCCAGGAAUUGGGAUUUCGAUCGCGAUUUGAAGUAGGAAUCGGGAAUUUUUGAUGAAUUAAAGGAGAAGUCAGUCCUCUUUGUAGGCGUGCAUCCAGCCGGGUUGUGUGAGACUCUCAGGAUGGGGUUAUCAAUGUAUACAGCGGGGCAAGACGUCUCUGACCUGAAGAAGCACGUGAGCGCAAUUGCCACUUUCCUGAGAGGACAUGAGUGGCUAUGGCGAGCGCACGUUGUGGAUUUUUUCCAAGCAAAAUUAUGGCAAGGCGUGGACGAGCAGUGGAAUAGUUGCCUUAGACAUAUCUCCGUGGAAGCUUUGUUGCUACUACCAUCUGGGGUUAUCCAGGAAGAAUGGCCUAAUUCUUUGAAAGAUUUUGUGCAAACAGCGUUCCAGCUUUCCCUUUCUCGGGCACAAGUUGACAGCUCUUCAUGCAUGUCCCUUUCAGGGGUCUCUCAGGCUCCCAUUGGCAGUGUGCUCGGCCAAGGGAUGAGUGUGAAGAAGAUUCACGAGAUUGGAAUACUGGCAGCACUAAUUGCAGCAACUGCGAAAUUGAAUGGAGCUAAAGACGUGAUUGAUGUCGGAGCUGGUCAGGGUUAUCUCGCACUAGUUCUGGCGUUUGAGUACCGGCUAUCAGUAAUUGCCGUGGAUGCGUGUGCUCACCAUGCAGACGUGACAAAUAAGCGCGCUCUGCGUAUCCAAAAGCAUUACGAUGCACGUUCCCGGAAGUCGCAACACAACAGUUCGACCUACCCUGACGUGCGUGCUCCUCGAACAGUCACAUGCCGUGUUGGCGUUGGGGAAUCUCCAGCACCGCUUUCUUCUUUGUUGCCAGCAAUCCAGGAAUCUAAUAAUCUGUUACACGUUUCCGAGGAUACGAUUGUAGAUCAUGGUGUAAAAUCUGUCAGGGAAGCGAAGGAUUGUGGUGUUGUGUUAGCUGGCUUGCAUGCUUGUGGAGACCUCUCUGCUACGAUGCUGAGGACUUUUAUUGAGUGCAAGGAGGUUGCAUCUGUCAUAAACGUGGGAUGCUGCUACAACUUGCUAUCGGAAGAAACCAGCAACGUCGACAAGAAAACACCCGUACUUGGGUUUCCUAUGAGUGAAGCAGUUGCUAACUUAGGAUUGGAUUUGGGAAGAAGUGCUCGUGAUCUCGCCUGUCAAAGUGCCGACAGAUGGAAAGAGCACCAUCCAACAAAAGCUGCUCUGACUUUCGAGCUCCAUGCGUUCCGGGCUGCUUUCCAGAUGGUUCUAGAGCGAUAUUACCCUGAGACAGCCCGAAGUAGCCCAUCUGUAGGCCGACUGGGCAAGUCACGGCGUAGGCGUCAAGCACGACAAUCAGCAAUGAAGCCCGUGACCACCACCAAAGAGUCGUCUGCGUCUUCAUCUCGCUGCAGUUGGGAUGAACCUUCUACCGCUUCUCAAGAUGGGGAUGUUCUAAGUUUAGAACAUGGAGAGGAAUCUGUCAAAGUUGAAUUUCAGGUGGAGGAUGUCAGCGAUACCAAUGGAACUAGCGGGGAUUUUGAAAAACAGGCACAAAGGUUUGACGAAUAUGCUAAAGCUGCAUUGGACCGCCUCGAUCUAUCUCCCCUUUCGUCCUCUGUCUUCCAUUCCAUCUGGAGAGAGGUAGCUCCGUUUAAGGAUCUCGUGGGGCCGUUCUACUCUUUGAGGGCCGUGUUGGCUUCAGUGAUAGAAACGUAUGUUUUGUUGGACCGGCUGUUGUAUGUGAAGGAACAAGCCGAGAAGACUGGUGCCAAGGAGCGCAUAACCGUCGAGCUUGUUCCUCUCUUUGAGCCUUCCAUCUCCCCUCGCAACAUGGCCAUCAUAGCCCAUCGAAGUGGAGCUUGAAUUCUGGUCUAGUAACUACAGAAUUCAACAGCUCUCAGCACCAUAUCUAAGGUUAAAUUGAAUAAACCAUCGUCAAUGAAGGAACUCCAGCAGUGACUCAUUUUUGGGGCUCUCACAUGCUUUGUUGUGUAUCAAGUCAGGAUGCAUGAAUUGGCAGUUCAUUUGCAACUUUCGCCUGAAGUAAGUACACAAAAAGUUUGUUAGUGGCACAGCAACAGAUAGAAAGAUUUCUAGCUUGUGGGUCCACAUAUACACACAAGUGUGUUGGUGCACCACAAACUUGUGCUCGACUUGGUGAGCUCAAUUUAUUGUUUUGCAGUUGAGAUGAAGUCCACCAUCUCUCUCUUUGGACUA